Molecule: messenger RNA, 3854 nt
Organism: Sinocyclocheilus rhinocerous
Lineage: Eukaryota; Metazoa; Chordata; Actinopteri; Cypriniformes; Cyprinidae
Product: AT-rich interactive domain-containing protein 5B-like
Exons: 4
Coding region: 1-2511 (836 amino acids)
Biological process (GO): regulation of transcription by RNA polymerase II
Cellular component (GO): nucleus
Molecular function (GO): transcription cis-regulatory region binding
Source: RefSeq, a predicted model, not a curated record
AUGACGCACGGCAUUAUGCCCCGGCUCAUCUUCGGUUUCCUGCCUCGGGACGAGCUACCUAUUGUUUGGCUACAAGCUCUGCUUUUUGGAGCCCAACUCAAGUGGCUUUUCUUGGGAGUCCCUUUGCAGGGCCACUGCCAAAUCACAGCGCGCCGACAGUGGAAAAAUGUAUAUGAUGAACUGGGCGGCAACCCGGGAAGCACCAGUGCCGCCACGUGCACACGAAGACACUACGAGAGACUCAUCCUACCCUAUGAGAGGUUUACUAAAGGAGAGGAGGACAAACCCCUUCCGCCUGUCAAACCCCGCAAACAGGAGGGCAGUGCCCAGGAGGUCGUUGUAAAAACAAAGAUGACGGCCGUUAAGCGGCCAAAGGACGAACAAAAACCUCGGAGUGAAAAGGACGCUUCAGCUGAAGUCCCAGAGCCGGGGAUGGAGGACACGGAACAGCUCCAGGAGAAGCUGUUAGAGAAGCAGGAUAGCCAGCAGUACCAGGCUCUAACCCAGAAGGACAGAGAAACAAAGAGUCCUAUUUCUGAAGAUGAAGGCGUACAACUAGUGAUCAAGGAUGAAGAUCAACCUGUGCUCCAUAACACAUACGAGCAUGCAAAUGGGAAUAUGUUACCCUCACUUCCUCAAGAUUGUGCACCACUCAAAUCAGAGGAUUGUGACGCAUUUCCUGUUGCUGCUAUGCCUCUGCACCAUGGUCAUCCUCGCCCUAACUCUCACACACCGGAGCAGUGGCAGCAUGGGAUGCUGGAAUACAAGGUGCCUCCGAGUGCCCUUGCAAACGUUGAACAGUCUAGGCCAAAAGAGGGCCAUAAUCAGGUGGGAAUGGUGUUGCCCACCCUAAAGCAGAAACCCCCCACAUCUCCAGAAAUCCCACCUGAUAGGGCUGAGCCCCCUAAAAAAGAAGAAGCAUGCUUCAAUUUUAAUCCCCUCCUCUACCCUAGGGGUAAUCCUGGCAUCAUGUCCCCAUUAGCUAAGAAGAAGAUGCUGUCCCAAGUCAGUGGAACAGGACUGCGUAAUAAUUACCCAUACGGACCCCCACCUCCAUUAGUCAGUAGGAGGUUGUCCAGCAGUAGUACAGAAGGGUCUUCUUCUGGGCAGCAGAACUCCCAGGCUCCUUCCGCUGCAGAGACCAACAUGGUGAACAAACGGCCAUCAGUUAUCCAGCAUGCUCAAAGUUUCAAGUCCAGAGGUAGUGAGGACAGGAAUUCCUCAACAGAGGGCUCUCAGAAAGAGGGGUGUAGUGUGGGAGAUCAAAUUCCCCAGCCACAGCCUACCCCGAUAAGAGAGCCAUACCUUAUGAGGGCUGACCCCCAUUCCAGCAUGGAAAAAUCUGCUGAGAUGCCUCGUCCUGGCCAGGCUCCCAGCUUCCUGAGUGACUUUUAUUCCUCACCUCACCUACACAAUCUCAGCCGACAAACCGAGCACCACCUGUGCAAGGAGCAGAUAAGCAAGUAUCUUAGUGGAGACGUUUACCCUCGGGACUGUGAGACCGCCCAGGGCUUUCCACCAAGCCAGCAUCCCGACAAUGUGGGUUUGAAUUACAGUGCCCGGCUAAGUCAGAAAGAAAAGGGACCUCCUGCAGAAAGGGUAACAGAGGAGCAACCAACUGAUUUGAGUCUCCCAAAAUCCUCUCCGCACAAACUGCCUCUUUCCACAUCCUCUCUCUGUGGCAUCCCACAUCCCACAAUACAACAGGACAUUAAAAACUCUUCUCUCUUUCAAGCAGGCAACAGUCAGAGCUCAAGCAUAGAUUACCAUCCCAGGGCCUGUCGUGUUCCUCCUAUGACUGUGUCCAUGUCUAAAAAGGUCCCCGAAUCUCACUCAAAGAUUCUGGAGAAAGCACACAAUGGCAGAGGCGAAGAGUCCUUGGGAUGCAAAAUCGAUGAGAUGGCUCGGCCCAUUCUGAGCACCAAAAGCAGCCCACAGAAUAUCUGCACUGCGUGGCCACUGAAAAGGACCCUUGAGGAUUUGGAAAACGAACCUUCGGAGAAGAAGAUCCGGGCUGUGACACCCUUGCACUGCUCGACACAAAGAGACGGCCCAGGGAAACCUAGGACACCAGAAGCUGAGAGUGAGUCCAUGAAGCAUGCAGAACUUACUCACACGGCGCACAUCAACAGUUACACAUCAGAGGGCCACAAGAUCCCCUUCCCCUCCCACCUGUUCCAAGGGCUGUAUCCAGGGACAUUUGUAUCUCAGGUCCAGGACAUGUAUGAAAGCUUGGGCUCCCACGUUACCCCAAGUUACUCCUAUCCACUGCAGUACUUGAAGAACCCGGCUGUUCUGUCACCACUCAUGCCCCCCUUCGCUAUUCAUUCCUUAAUGAUGCAAAGACAGUUCCUGGCUGCCAAUCCCGCCCACAUUUACAGGCACCAAGUGGGUACCUCAUACGGGGACAUUCUGCACCCUGGCCUCUACCCCAUUUCGGCCCUUCACCCCCAGCCAGCUUUCAGUCCCCCUCAACUCUCUUCAGUGCACCCCAGCACUAAACUUUCCUAGGUGAUUCAGUCUGAUAUUCCCUGGCCGGACCUGCCCAGCCCAUGCUUAACUCAGACUUGAUGCUCCCCAGAAAAUCCCAUCAAGCAUGGUCACACUAUGUACCCAACGAAUAGCAGUGUUUUAUAAACGUUUUAACAUGGGAGCAGUUAUUUCUGUUAUUUACCUUCUUGCCACUCAAGUUUUUUGAUUUGCACUUUUCUUUGAACAGGGGCCAACUGGGCUGAUUGUGGCUUGUUCUCACCACACUGUUUGAAAGUGUCAGUUGGCUUGUUCGAAGAUAUGUUGCCUUGGCACAGGUGCCCAAGUGGAGAUGGGCACGAUGUCCAUGGAGGCAUCCAAAGGAAAGUCGAGUGACAAAUCAGAGCAAUGCAACAGUGCUAUUUCAGUCCAUUCUGAGAGCUCUUUUAUCUGAAACACUAUGAUACGAUAAUGCAAGAGCUGCCUGGGUAAAUGUUGGACCUUUUCACAUUACUCUUGACUGUAAAUUUUUUGUUGCUGUUGUUGUUGUUCUUUUUUAAAAAAUUUAACAAUGUGGUAGUUUUAUAUGUUUAUUUUUGAAUCUUACAAGGGUUAAGCAAUGAGAUAUCACAUUUGAUAAAGUUGCAAAAAAGGGACCCGAGUAUUGCAGUUUGGUGUGUUACACGGUUACAUGUACAUAAAACAAACUAAGCUUUCCUUGAAGGAAUCUUAAAUGUCAGUGAUACAAUGUGAGGUAGGCUUCACAAGCUUCUUUGACCACUGUCUGCUGGCCUCCUUUUCAGCUACUCUCACACCCAGCCAAGCUCGCUUCUGAUCACCAGAGCAAUGUGGAAUGUGUUUGUCAAAUGUAGGACUGAGGUGCUUGUACAUAACCUUCACAAACUGAACACAUUUUGUAUCAUGUUCACUCGCUACUGUAAUUUCUGACUGCUCUGAACUGUGGAGCUAAAGAGCGAUUUUGGAUGGUGAGAGGAUAAUGCAGGACUACUUAAGUGUCAGAAAGUGAGUUUUGUAUUUGCUGGUGUACACUUGCUUACUCAGAGGACUUUUUAUCAGGAGAUACAACUGAAAUUUAAAACUACAUUUGGGGAAAAUACAUUUUAGGAGCACUUAGAAAAGCCCACACAGGCUUUUCCAUCCAUUUCUGUUUAAGGUUUGCUAACAGUUAAAAUUUUAGAUAUUGUUUGAACUUUAGGGCUGUAAGUGCUGGCAGCAGUCAAAUUUGCGUCUGUAUUAAAUUAAGUGUAACACUUGCCAGAAAAGAGUUUUUAAUUAUAAAAGCAUGAUUUCUUUGCACAAAAGAUUUUGGGAAAGUACCAAGAAAAUUUGAAAAGUAACUCAGUUCUCCUAGGGUAAUCAAUUAU